Molecule: messenger RNA, 1048 nt
Organism: Pectinophora gossypiella (pink bollworm)
Lineage: Eukaryota; Metazoa; Arthropoda; Insecta; Lepidoptera; Gelechiidae
Product: zinc finger protein 830
Exons: 4
Coding region: 80-955 (291 amino acids)
Biological process (GO): mitotic DNA replication checkpoint signaling; nuclear DNA replication; mitotic DNA damage checkpoint signaling
Cellular component (GO): spliceosomal complex; nucleus
Molecular function (GO): zinc ion binding; nucleic acid binding
Source: RefSeq, a predicted model, not a curated record
UUGACAAAUUGACAAUAAUACAAAAGUAAAUUGAAAGCAAAUCUAAUUGUUGCAUGGAAAUUUUGAAAAUUAUUUAAAAAUGCAAAUGGAUCGGAAGAAGGCUCAAGAAGAAAUGCGUCGCUUAAUGGCUGAACGCAAAAAGAAAGACAUAAAGCCUGUAAAAAUUGAUAACCCUUUGGCAAAGUACAAUAGUGCUGGACAACUUAUGUGCAUAUUGUGUUCGUCUGUUGUGAGAUCAGAGAAUGUUUGGCAGGUUCAUUUAAAUAGCAAACAGCACAGAGGAAAUGUCGAGCAAGCAAAGAAGUUAAAACAAUUGACUAAUAACUUUACAGUCGCCAAACAGAAGAGGUUAAGCCCACCAAAGGAUGCCCCUCCCGAGAAAAAAAUAAAAGGAAUAUUAAAGAAUGCAAGUACACCAGCACCCGUCAUACAGAAACCAAAAAACAAUGCUCCAGAUAUAAUAACUUUUCACAAUGAAGAAAUUAAACGAGCACCACUUAAUCCCGUUGUUGUUGAAGCAGUAAAACAAGAAGCACUGAAUCCAUCAUCUUCCAAAGUGAAGGAAGAAGACAAACUGCAACAACCAGAUCAGCCUAUACCUGAAGGGUUCUUUGAUGAUCCUAUUUUAGAUGCUAAGGUAAGAAACAUUGAAUAUAAGGAUCCAGUGGAGGAAGAAUGGGAAAAGUUUCAAAAAGAAAUAAAAGAAGAGGCCACAACAUCUGCAGAGAUUAUUGCAGGUGAACAAGAAGAAGCUACUGCCGAACGACAAAUAGAGGAAAUUGAUGAACAAAUGCGUAUUUGGUCGAGAGUUUUAGACUUAGAAUUGAAAAAAGACGAAACUAAGAAGAAAAAGCAGGAAGUCGAACAAAUGAGCGAAGAUGAAGAUGAUGAAUCAGACAGUGAAGCUAAUUUGGAUGAAUACCUAGAUUGGCGAGCAAAAAAGUCAUACAGCUAACCUUUACUUUUUUACUUUCUAUUGUAACAUUGUAUCUACAAUAUUACUGUUUUUUUAACAUAAACAUAAGUAAGUAAAGGCAUAAUGUUGUUA